AUGACUAAAGUUUAUCUCCUAUUGUUUUCUAUAUUCAUCUUGACUCACUCAUGUUCCUACCUGUACAAUAAUACAAUAUUCCUAACGGGAACCUUACAAGAAGUUAUUAAUGUUCCACUUUCCACUAUUUUUCAUGUAAACAACUUUGAAAGAAUUACUUUAAAGCAAACCAACAAAUUCUUAACUAUAAAAUCUCCAAUUUCAAAAUUUUAAGAGACAGUUAUAGGUGGUUUUAAAAAUGCAAAAACAUUAUCUUAAAAACUUCAGAAAACCAUAAAAAGUCGUGAUCCAAUAAAUCACUUAACAAUUUUGGUGGAGUUAAAUGGAGAAUAUUACGAAGAAUCCAAUAUUGGGACUUAUUUAACCAUACCUUAAAUAACAUCUUUAAGCAAUUUUUCAUCAAAAUAAAAAUCAAUUUGCUAUGACAUCAUAUUUAUAGAUAAACUUUCAAUUGUAGAAUGCGAUGAUGAAUCAAAAAAUAGCUAUUUUAUCAUUAAGCAUUAAAUGAAUACUUAAUAUCUUGAUAUUGAUAAACCAAUUUCAGAUUUCCGUAAACUUGAUUAACUUGACAAUUAUAUGUUUAGGGGUACUGGAAAUAUGAUUUCUAUGUAUAUUGAAGAAGACAUGGAAUUAAAUUUUGUAAAUUCUUUAGAUGAAACAAAAUUAAAAGCACUUCUGAAAAAAGACUCAUUCAAAUUGUCUAUUGCAGAUUUUUAAAUUCAUACAAAUGGAUAACUAAGUAUUAUGAAUAAUUUUGGAGAAAUUAUCAUUGUUGAAUACACAAAUAAUUAGUGGCAAUUAAUUAAAGUAAUCGAAACUGAUUUAAAUCCUAUUUCAGCAUACGACUAUGAUAUUUACACUAAUAGUUAUGUUAUAAUAUCAUUAAAUAUAAUCUUGUAUUAUAAUGGUGAAAGCUUAUAGCAAAUACUUGAAAUCUAAAACUAAAAUACAUCAGAUAAAGUUUAUAUCACAAAAAAGAAUAUCCUCAGAUUAAAAAAUAAUAACAUUAUUUUGUAUAAUAAAAAAUUAGAAAAUUUAUACAAUUUGAAAUUGGAUGAAGAGCAAAAUUAUAUUAAUACAAAUCCACAUGCGGAAGGCUUUCUAAUAAUAGGGGAUACUAAAAUAGCUGCUUAUACCAUAAAUAAUUAAUAUUCAUUAUAAUUAUCAUUAGAAUCAACAAUAGAUUAAGAUUAUCUAAAGGCUAGUUUAUUGUAGGAGGGAUAUCCUAAAAAUUGUGAAAUAACAAUAUUUUAUAAAACUUAAGAUUUUGGAUAUCAGAAAAUCUUUUAAUCUUAAUAUUCUUAAGGUUUAAUAUCAGGAGGCAUUAAUUCAGAUAGUGAUAUAAUUAAAAUUAUUCCGAUAUUUUAAGGUUCAAAUUUAAAGUAUCAAUUUAAAACCAAUAGUUUAAUUAAAAUAUAAGUUGAGAACUAUUAGAGUAUUUAAUUUGCUGACUUAUCUGAUACUAAAAAUUUGAGCUAUCAAAAAAUAUUAACAGGAAAAGGGUAAUUCAGCUUUUAUCUGAUUUAAUAAUAUAAUAAUCUAUAAGUAAAAGCAUAUGCAUGUGAAGGAAUCCUUUAAAUUAGUUGUCAAAUGCUCUUUGAUAAAGAUACUUUUAUAAAAUUAGAGAAUUCAACUUAAUAAUUAUGGUGGUCAAAUGAAGGUUCAUUAUUUUUUACAAUUUUUGAAGAGAUGAAUAUUAUAAUACAUUAUUGGUCCAAUGAAACAAAGACUUUUUAAGUGUUAACGAAUAUUAAUUUAGAGAGUAAUAUAAAAUAAAUAGUUACAGAUGGUUAUCAUUUAUUCGUUUUGACAUAAGAAAAGAUAAAUGUUUAUUAAAUAACAAUAUAAGAUAAAGCUAAAUUAAUUAUGACAUUUGAUGUUAAUGCGAAUAAAAUCUAUGCAUCAGAAAAUGUAAGAAAUCUAUUGUUUAUUGAAUAAGGAGUUAGCUUAGAUUUAUAUAAUAUCGAAUAUAAUUUGUAAACUUUAAUAUGGUACAAUGCAAUUUAAAUUGAUAAUUUAGAAUCAAAUCUAGCUAUCUUUGCUAAUCAUUUUGUCAGAUUCACUAAAACUAUAAAUUAGGAUGAAUAUCUUGUUACAGUCUUUAAUUAUGCAAACAAAAGAAAUAUCUAUGUGGAAAAGUAACUAUAAUUUAGUUAUUAUUCUGAUAUUCUUUUAUCUACUCUUGAUUAUUCAUUCGAUAAUAACUUAUUUUAUGUUCAUGGAUAUAAUAAAUAAAUGUCUAAAUAAGUAAUUCUAGUCUAUAAAUGCGUGUCAAGUAGUUUGGAUGCUUUGUUUCAUUUGAUUGAUACAACACCAACUUCAUAAUUUACUGUAGCAAAUAACUAUAUUCUUAUUACUGAUGUUACAAAAGAUAAUACAAUUUUAGAAAAUUAUUAUAUUAAUGGAGAACUUUAAGUUACAACAAAACGAAAUCAAAAUUAUGAAUAAAUUUCAUAUACAUUAUAAAUUAAUUUAGAUUUUGAAGUAACUAAUGAUUUAUCGAAUAAACUUGUUGAAUCUAUUCCUAUCAAUGUAGUAAAUAGAGGAUAAAAUAUUAUAAAAAUAAAUGAUAAAAUUAAUUUAAAAUAUUUUGAGGAUAAUAAUUAAACUCAUUGUGUUAAUUUGGGAUAAGAUUGGUAUUCUGGUUAAGUUUUUGAUAUAACCAUUGAAGAUUCCUCCCAAAAAGUUAAAUUUAAACCUUCUUUGACUAUUUAAGAAGAAAAGGUUGAAUUUAGUCCAUAGAUUUAAUAAUUAAAUAAUGAUACAUUAGUUUAAUUAAUGCCGAAUAAACUUACUCUUAUUAAGAAAGAGGAUUUUUCAUUAAAUGAAUUUACAUUGGAAGAUUCAUAUAAAUUUACAACUAUCUUAUUAAUAGUUGGUGAAAAUAUAUAUGUUUAAGCUGAAACUUAAUUCUCUUAAUGGCUCAGAAUAAUUGAAUGCAAGGAAUAUAAAAAUUGUAAAUUGUUGGAUACUAAAUUAGAAUUUGAAUAAAGUAUAAAAACACUAUAUCUUCAUUAAAAUAAUUUCUUUUGUUAUCUUGGAAAUUAUAUUAAGGUUUAUGAUACUUAAGGGUAACCAACUAAUUUAGAAUAAUUUCAAUUAUUUCAAAUGUUUCAAUAAUACUAUUUAAUUAAAUAAAUGGAGUUUAUUUACUUAAAAGAUGAUGUUUAUUCUUUUAUUUCAGUUGAUACUUAAGGUAAUCUUGAAUUUUAAAUGAGGGAAAUCAGUAGAACAUCAUUAAAUAAUUAAUUUGUAAGAUUUUAGAUAGAUUAAAUUAUUGCUGAAUAAAAAAUUAAUUUAUAAGAAAUUCAAAUCUCAGCUGGUUUUGUAUUAAGUAAAAAUGAAAUUACUAUAAUUUUUACCAAUAGUGCAUCAUACUCUUUUUAUUAUGAAAUAGAUUGUACAAGAAAUAAAUUAUGUGAAAUAGCUAAAUUUUAAUUUAAUGGCUUAUAUUAAUAAUAUAAAGAUUGGGAAUUAAAAUCAUUCUAUGCUUCUUCUAAUUAAAAUGAAAAUAUUCUCUAAUUACUCUAUUUUGCAAAAACUCACUAUGAAUUAUUAAUUUAUGAUAUGGAAACAUCAAGUAAUAAUUAAAGACCUAAAAAUGUAAUUGCUCGUUUGGCCUCUACUGAAUUUGAAUAACAAUAUAAAGUUUAGUCCUUUGUUUAUACUUACAAUGGUCAAUUAAAAUUAUUAACUUCAAUCUAAGACAAAAACAUAUUAUAACUAUACUCUUUAUUGAGAUCUCAUUAAUUAUGCAUAGAUGAAAGUAGUGUUAAUGAAGUAAUGAAAUUUACUUUAUCAAAUACAGAUAAAUAAAUUAAUAUAGAAGAGUAGGUAACAAUUGAUUUAUUCAAACCCAUUCCUCCAGAUGAGAAAAAUAGUUUCCCUAUUUGGGCUAUUAUUUUGAUUAUUCUCGGCGUACUUUUGAUUGGAGCAGGACUAUAUAAAUAUUGUAGUUAGAGAAAAAAUAGAAAAUAGAAUGAUAAUAAUCUAUUAUUGGCUUAAUGA
Paramecium sonneborni is the source of this 4008-nucleotide messenger RNA. NCBI's taxonomy places the organism in Eukaryota, Ciliophora, Oligohymenophorea, Peniculida, Parameciidae. The record is from the annotation of a GenBank genome assembly.